AUGGUGCGAAUCGUACUUUUCCUCCUGGUAGCCUUCGUGGCUACCCUACGAUCUACCAAGAUCGAAAAAUCACUCUUCAGUUACUUCAGCGAAUUAUCCUUUUCCGGGUCGUUUGACAAUUUCUUCGAGACGUGUCUUAGGGUUCCAAACAGUCUAUGCCUUGGAGGGACAUCCACAGUCGUCACAUCCAAUAGUGUUCCCAAAGGGCUCAUCGCCAAGUGGACCUUUGACGAUAUGUAUGCCCUUGACUACAGCUGGAACAAUAACCACAUGCACAAGUUGGUGCGCGCAGCCCCCGGUUUUAAUGGGCGGGGAUACAGCGGGGCCUUCGUAGGAGAUAACUCCGGUUUGGUUCACGCAGGCGACACGUUAAAAACGAAGCAGUUCACCAUAGUAUUUUGGAUAUACCUACUCGAAAGACCAACGAAUAACUUCCGCAAUGUGCUUUCGCAGAUACACAAGGGGGAAGAAACAAUCGCCGUGCUCCUCUACCCUCACGUGAAUAAACUAUCUGUGAGAGUACUUACGGACCAAAGUUCAAACGAAGGAAUGUCUUCCAUGGGGCAAAUACCACUCAGGAGGUGGACAAACAUAGCCAUCAGUAUGGACGAUACGAAGGUGGAAAUCUACAUCAACGGGGUGUUGGACAACUCCGUACUGAUCAAACAGUCAGUUAAAGAUAAAGCUAACGGAAACGUUGACGCUAACGGUAACCGCAGUGGUAAUGCUGACGAUAGCAUUGAAGGAAGAGGAGGAGACAUAACCAUUGGAAAAAACAUGCACUACUCUAGCUUCAAUGGGUACCUAGACGAAUUGUAUUUCUUUAACAGGAGCCUGAACAGGACAGAAAUAAAUUCUUUCGCUCUUACCAGUGUGACGGGGAUACACGACCCCGAGUUCGUAUAUGUUGGAAGCUAUGGGUGCGACUAUGCCACAUCGAUGCGUGUUGAUCUGUGCAAAGAGAACUACCACUUGUGUUCUUCCUUUCAGUUGUACAGUGGAGGGAUUCAUUACGCUAGGAUUAAUGGGAUUUUGACUGCCACAUCAAACUUGUGGUCGUCGGAUGUAUCAGAAAAUUCAGUUGAGUCUGGGGAGAAGAGAAUUGCUCUUUGUUGCAGGGGGGGCGCGGCGAAUUCUCCAAUGGGCUUGGUAAGAUGA
This is a messenger RNA of Plasmodium knowlesi strain H, 1158 nucleotides long. RefSeq lists its product as uncharacterized. Bases 1 to 1158 code for a protein of 385 amino acids. The record is from RefSeq and is a predicted model, not a curated record. NCBI's taxonomy places the organism in Eukaryota, Apicomplexa, Aconoidasida, Haemosporida, Plasmodiidae. The transcript is spliced from 4 exons.